Amphibalanus amphitrite is the source of this 6434-nucleotide messenger RNA. RefSeq lists its product as uncharacterized. The transcript is spliced from 32 exons. The coding region runs from base 71 to 5326 and encodes 1751 amino acids. Lineage: Eukaryota; Metazoa; Arthropoda; Thecostraca; Balanomorpha; Balanidae. The record is from RefSeq and is a predicted model, not a curated record.
UGUGGCCCUGUGACUCCCGCGGAACGGAGCGGCACCACCGGCGAGGGAUGCGGCUCGAGCCCACACCGAGAUGACGCCUGGAAUAGAGGAUGGGCGUCGGAAGAAGGAUAUGAAAUGGAAGGCAACAGCGGCUUUGGCAGUUUUACUUUCAUCCGUCAGUCUCUCAGAAGGACAAUGUUUUGGAGGCACGCUGACCUACGAGAAGACCGUGGGGCGCACGUUCCAGCCUCGAGGUGCCGAGACUCAGGACCUGCUGGUGAACCCCAACUCGCCGGUGGUACGGGACUGCACGGCGCUCUGCAGCCAGGCAGACUACUGCCGCGGCUUCGUACUCGACUACCCGUCCGGACGGUGCACGUCGUAUGACCUGGAGACCAGCGGCCGCGAGGUCGACCUGGUAGAGAGACAAGGCAGCAGCUACUACGAGGAGAUAUGUCUCCGGGGAGUUGCCGAGGAGUUCUCGGAUAUGUGUGGUGACGACCGGCUCUGGGUGUUUGAGCGCGUGCUCGGCGCCUCACUCGAGGGCUUUGACACCAAAGAGGUGCGAUCCGUUCAGAAUCGGGUCGACUGCGAGCGUGCCUGCCUCAUGGAGACAGAGUUCAACUGCAGGUCAGCCGACUACGACAGCGUGGCUCGCACGUGUAGUUUGAGCAGGGAGGACCGGCGCACUCAGCCGGACGCCUUCCGACCAGGCCGAGGGACCACCGAGUACCUCGAGAACCAGUGCGCCAAACAGCUGCCCGACUGCCGGUACGACCCUCCGGAGCGCGGUGUGAGCGUUCUCACCCCCGACUCACUGGACUUUGCCAGCUCCGCGACCUCCUGCGAGACCGCCUGUACCAACGAGCGGCGCUUCGUCUGCCGCUCGUACACGUUCGACCGCGAGCGGAACAGGUGCUACCUGAGCGGUGACGACGCCGUCAGCCUGGGACGGGUGACGCUGCCGCCGCUGGCUGAUGCCGUCACCAGCCAGCGAGUCUGCACUCUCGAAUCGUGUGACGACGGUCUUCUGACCUACGAGAAGAUCACCGGCCACAUUCUGCGUGGCGCCGACCAGGAGCCUUUCGACGUCCCCUCGUCCACCCUGCAGGGAGUCACCACCGCCUGCACAGAACAGUGCGAAGAGGCGGGCUCCGAGUGUCCUGCACUGGUGAUUGACUACUCCAACCAGCGCUGCUACCGCCUGGACCGCAACACACAGGGCCGCACCCGCGACCUCCAGCCGAGGGAGGACUAUAACUACUUCGAGAAAAUCUGCCUCGGGCGCGCGGCCAGGUCCCAGUGCCGUACAAAGACUUGGGCCUUCGAGCGCGUGCCAGGAAUGCAGCUGCGCUUCCAGAGGGGUGACCGCGUCCUGCGCCAGGUGCCGACCAGGAAGGACUGUCAGAACGCCUGCCUCGAGGACGGCUGCCGCUCAGCGACGUUUGACUCGGAGAACCUCGAGUGUCGGCUGAGCCGCGCCAGCCGCCGUCAGAUGCCCGAAGACUAUGUCGAGAGCAGCCGAGGCGUCGAGUACCUGGAGAACCAGUGCAUCGGAGCCGACACGCGCUGUGACUACGCUCCGCUCACGGACAAGUUCCCGCGCUACAUCGACCAGACGAUCCCUCGCGUGGACCGAGUGCGCGACUGUGAGCGCCUGUGCACUAACAGUCGCGAGUUCGUGUGUCGCUCGUUCUCGCUCUACACUACCGCCGGACAGUGUCUGCUCAGUGGCGACGACGAAGCAGUGACCACAGCGGGCUUAGAGUGGAGUGAGUUCGGACCCGAGCUCGACCCGUACCCCGGCGGUGAACCGGCCACGGAGCCAACCACCGAGCCGAGCAUACGGAACCAGAGCUCCUGUGACCAGUACGAGCUGAUCACUGGGGUCGAGAUGAGGCAGGUACGCGGCGUCGAGCUCACCUCGGGAAGACAGGGCGCCGGAAUCAUGGCCGACUGCAUCCGAGCGUGUGACCGUGACCGGCGCUGUUCCGCCUUUAACCUCGAGCACGGAGGGGGCACUCGCCAGCCGCCGCGCUGCUCGGCGCUCGAACUCCGAGAGAACGUCGAGGUCGACUCCCGCGACCUCACCGACACUCCGGGCGUCAGCUUCAUGCAGAAAAUCUGCCUCAGAAGCCGAGGCUGUUCCAAGCUGUACACGUUCGAGCGGCUAGUGAACGCGGAGCUCUCUGUGCGAGAAGACAGGGCCCUGCGCGGCGUCUCCAAGACCGAGUGUCAGGACGCGUGUCUGAGUGAGCGCAGCUUUGAGUGCCGCUCUGCCACGUACGACUACCGCGACCGACUGUGUCUGCUGAGCCGGGAGACUCGGCAGAGUGCGCCACGCGCCCUGCGCCGCACCAACGGCAAGGACUACUUCGAGAACCAGUGCGCCAGAGAGUUCGAGGACUGUUCGUACCGCAACGAGGCACGCGACGCGUUCCUGUUGUAUACGCACAAAGCGGUGUCAGCGUUCAGUGACGGCCGCUGCCGAGAGGCGUGCGACAGGGAGCGGGACUUCAACUGCGCCUCCUACUCCUUCCUGCCUCCGAGCCGCGCUCGCGACAUGACCUGCCUCCUGUCGGGAGUGCGGGCCGCAGACCUGGACCGCAGCGGGGUGCGUUUCCUGGAGGGCAGUCUGUACGCCGAGAGGGUCUGGUCGAACGAGGUGGACACGGACGGUCGUCGGUCGCCGGACAUCCGCCGCUGCCGGGUGACGCCCACUUACGAGAAGGUGCUGAACGUCGAAUACAGGCGAGCCAGGAGGUUCGACAUCGAGAGCCGAACGCUUUUGAACUUUGUCCGCUUUUCAUUUUCCCGCCAUCAUCUGACCUCCGCUGACCUCCUCCCGCAGUGUGAGCGCAACCCGCGCUGUCUCGGCGUCAGUCUGGAGUACGGAGAGCGGGGAGAGCGCUGCUACGGCCUGGAGAACUCGGCCGGCCAGGACGGCGGCUCCCUCAGCAACGCCGACGGCGUGGCCUACUUCGAAAAAGUCUGCAUCGAACAUCGCACGUGCGGCAAGGGGUGGACGUUCGAGCGUGUCCCCAACUACAUGCUUGAGGGCCACGACGACCUGGUGCAGCGGCGGGUACCCAGCAAGGAGAUAUGUCAGAUGCUCUGCCUGCAGAACAUUCGCAUGCCUUGCAGGUCUGCCGAGUACAACUACCGGGAUCAGACGUGCACCAUGUCCACCCAGACACGGAGGAUGCAGCCGCGUGACUUUGUCUACGCCGAGGACGUCGACUAUCUCGAGAACCAGUGUGCUCCCGAUCCACCAAACUGCGAGUACCGGGACGUGGAAGGCCGUUUCCUGCCUUACGUGGACCGCAUGUUUGCCCGAGUCCGCAAUAAGCAAGAGUGCAUGAGAAACUGUGACGUCGAGCGCGACUUCAAGUGCCGCAGCUACAACUUCAACGAGCGUCAGCGCGAGUGCACCAUCAGCAGUGACGACUCGACCAGUCUGGGGGAGUCAGCUCUGGUGGCCGACACAGAUAGCGUGUUCAGCGAGAGAGGCGUCUGUCGCACCGUGACCGUCGAAUGCACGAAGAACGACAUGCAGGUGACCUUCAGUUUCGGCCGGAGCUUCGAGGGCCGGGUGUACGCGACUGGUAACGCCCAGGCCUGCUUCGACAUGGGCAACGGCAGACAGGUGGUCCAGCUGUCCAUCCCGCUCGGAUCCCGCUGUGGCACCGUCGAGGAGGGUCGCGGCCGGUACGUGAACCACGUGGUGAUCCAGCAGCACCCAACCAUCAUGCAGGAGUCGGAUAAGACGGUGCGAGUCGAGUGUACCUUCGACGCCAACGACCAGACGGUGACCCUGGCUCCCACCGGGAACCGCUUCACCGAGGGAGGCGGCGUCGACGUCAACGCGCCCUUUCGGCCGGCGGGUACUUCAGUGGUUACGAACACUGCGCCGACCCCUAGUGUUAGUCUCCGAAUCGUCGGCCGCGCUGGACGCGACACGGACGAGGUCAGCCUGGGCGAGGACCUGACCUUCAUGAUCGUCGCCGACCCGGGCAGCGCGUUCGGCAUCCUCGGAAAGAGCGUCGAGGCGCGCACCGACAACGGCGAACUGCUGCCGCUCAUCGACGAACAGGGAUGUCCGCGCGACAGCAGCAUCUUCCCGGCGCUUCAGCUCGAUCGGCAGACAAAGAACCUGAUGGCCAACUUCAAGGCCUUCCGCUUCCCCAGCACGGCGCGCGUCAACUUCUUCGCGACUGUGCAGUUCUGCCAGGACGAGUGUCCUCCGGCGCGCUGCCCUGGAGGCAACUCGUACGGCCGUCGUCGGCGCCGAUCGCUGAACGACACUGCCGAGCCAGACACGGAGGAGGGCGUAGUGAUGACUGCCACCGCUGAAGUACCCAUGGACCUGAGAAUCGGACUGACCGCUGACCUGCCACUAACGCUCUCCCCCGUCCCAUCGACUAGUACCACCGCUGUUCCAUCACCAGCAGCUGAUGUGGUCUCGGAAGCGGGCUCUUCGACAAGCAUGGCUUCCCAAGCGCCUUCAGAGCAUCCAUCAAACUUCGAAGAGGAGCCAGUUUGGACUAGCUCCGAGGAGACGGACACUGAGCCAUCUGACCAUCCUGCAGAUGAACCAUACGAGCAACAGCCGGACAAUAACCCUGCAGAUCGUCCGAUAAACUCGCUAGACCUCGAUGAAAACCAGAACGAAAUCUCAGAUAACCUGUGGGAGGAGCUCCCGGAGGAAGAGGAUGAGGAGGUUCCCGUGGGCCCGCGGGUGGCGGCGGUCCUCUCCAAGACCCGCCGCCGGCCCGCUCCGGAGGAGGACCCGCAGGAGAAUGAGGUGUCUGAUGUCGCACGGAAGGAGCCCGAUCCUCUGCUGCCGCAGGCACUGCCGCUGACUGCCUCGCUGAUGGUGGGCCCGGACAUCUCCUCGGAGAAGGUGCGGGUGCUGCUGGAGGACGGACUGGAGGCCGCAGACCAGGCGGUCCAGGAGGCGGCCGAGAGGCACCGCGAGUACGACCCAGUGUUCGGACACAACUGGACUGGCCGCCACGACUACUUCACUGGCCGUUCGUGGGCGGACGAGGUGUGCACGCCUCGCUCCACCGUGAUCGCCGCCUGCGUAACCCUGGCGCUGGCGCAGCUGGGUCUUAUGCUGGGCGGCAUCGUGUUCUACCGGCUCAGGCGGCGCCGCUGGCAGGCCGCCCUCCGACCCAACAGCGUUCAGCCUCCGGCCGAGGACGUUAUCUACGCCACGCCGCAGGAACUUGGCAUCGGCAAAGGCUACAGCGCCAGCGAGAUGGGCCUCGGCAGAGGCUACAGUCGCUUCGGUCGAGCGACGAAGCAUGACUUCCCCGUGCCACUGCCGCGAGGUGGUACUUGAUUGGAGAUGGUGGAGAGGAAAGACAGUGCUUGGGAGAAGAGAGAGUGUAAAGAAUGCGGCGAGUGAGCUAGAGGAACAGAAAGAGACAGCAGACAGAGCAGAAACAUUGACUGAACAUGCUCUUCGUGCAUGCCAUUCCAUUGACAUUGCCUAGUCAGUAAGUUCAUGAGUGCUAUAUUGAUGUGGCAUGAUGGAUAAAUCAAAUCAUCCUGUGAGUGUGUUGGCCGCUGUAUAGUGAAACGGCUGCACCGUGCUGUCGCGCUAGGUUAGAGGUUCAUACGCAUUACCCACCGCGCUGUGUAACUCCACAGAGACAUUUGACCGUCGGUGGUGCCCUGUGAUGAAACGCUCGCGUGAUCCGGUUCCUGCUAGAAUCCUAAAGGUGUCUAAGUUAGUGAUAAGUGUGCGCAAGGCAACAUAAUAUGAAGUAAGAACAAAUUUCGUUUUGUUAUGGAAAUUUGUCCGAUUUGUAAUAAUCAAAGCUGUAGAGCUACCGACAAGGAAUCCCUCUCUUCGCCCUCUAUUAUUUACGGAUACGGCACGCGUCCAUUGCCGCCGGUCCGGCCGUCACUGUCCACCGUUACAAGGGGUUGCCAAUGAAGCAGGCGUCAUUUCCCCGGUGGGAGUGGGGACCCGACUCGGGACUCAGCGCCCAGGGGAACAGAGUCGCCGUCCCCGCUCCCACUGGCCAGGCUUGGUACCCCGGGUAGUCUGUACGGAGUUAUCUUUUAACGCGCACCCCGCAUUGCUUGUUUUGCGAAGUGUCACCCGCUUUUCAGGUUAAGUUUCUCGUCUUUGGGAUGAGUAGUUUAUCAUUGCUUUCGGCAACUUUCCAAGAAAUACAUAUCAAUAAGCUACCAAUCUGGCAAGACGGCCGGGUUCAUAUGUACUGGGAUUUGUGGCAUUGACGGUGUUAUUAGCUAAGUGGCUGAUAGAAUGGACUGAGGAUGGGCAUUAGCUCGUGUAUUGGACUACGAUACACUGUGAACGUUUGUUUGCUAAUCGCUUUUGCACGCUUUCUGCACUAGUGACGGUGGGAAAGUGACGGCCAGUGUCCGAGAUGUCCUGUAUGCCUCGCACUUUUCGUAAAUAAAAAAUGACAAAAGUA